AUGCAAAGUGGUGCCAGCGCAUUUAAAGUCAUUCAAACAAGUAAAGGAAAAAGAAAACUGGUUGGUUACUUCGAGAAUUGGGAGACCACACUCAAGGCCUUAGAUUCACCGCCAGUUACUUUGCCCUUGGGUAAAGCCUCGGUCAGUAAUCAGUCUAAGAAGAAGGAUCAAGUUCCGUCCUUGACCUUAAAUAAGAAGAAUGAAAACAAGUUGAAGGUUCCACCUGCUCAGAAGAAGGCAAAGAAUAACUCGAUGAGCAAAGACCGUGAUAAAACGCUAUAUGCUGCGUCCAGGUCUUGGGAAAAUUUUUCACACCAAUUCCUUUGCAAUUUUGGCAAUAUGGGUGUUGAUGAUGAUGACGACGAUGCAGAAUCUCAGAAUACUGAUGAUUAUCUAAUGGAUGCGUCACCUUUUUUUGAGCAAGAUGUAGAUGAUCUAAUACGCCAAGGAUUCCAAAAACCACCAAAUCCAAAAGAUAAACAAAAGGCGCGUGUUACAGAUGAUAAACAAAUCAAGAACCAAUCAACGAAGGCAAAACCUGAUGUGAAAACAUCAGCCAAAAAUUCCCAAAAGAGAAAAAAAUCAUCCGAACUGGAAGCUACACAGAUACUGACAGGAUAUGAAGCUAAAAUAUUAGCAGAGUUAAAACUUUGGGGGAACGCUAUUAAAUGUUCCGUUAAAUGGCAACAUAAGUAUCAGACUCUUAGAGCCAAGAUAGCACUUUCCUCCUUUGCCCUUCCCCAGUUUAAUAAAUAUUGGACGACAGACCUGGGAGCCAUUAUUCAUGACAUUCCGGAGGAUAUGAUGAUGGCUACCUUGUGGACGGACUGUAAACCAGGUGAAUUUUUAAUGAAGUGCGGUGCUAGCUCAUUUAAAGUAAUUCAAACAAGUAAAGGAAGGAGGAAACUUGUGGCCUAUUUCGAGAAUUGGGAGACCAUACUAAGGGCCUUAGAUACGCCACAGUUUUUCGUACCUAACGGUAAGGAGUUGAAAUGGUGUCGACACUCCAUCCCUAUCUUAAAGAAAGUACAAAGUAAACCGAAGGCUAAAAAUACACCGAAUACGAAAAAGUCAGGAGGAGAAGUACCCGAAUACUCAGAAGAAGGCAAAGAAAUCCUCGAAGAAAAAGGGUAA
Rhizophagus irregularis DAOM 181602=DAOM 197198 is the source of this 1134-nucleotide messenger RNA. The record is from RefSeq and is a predicted model, not a curated record. NCBI's taxonomy places the organism in Eukaryota, Fungi, Glomeromycota, Glomeromycetes, Glomerales, Glomeraceae.